AUGACUACACGCUCGCCGGAAGUCAUUGGUGAGCGCUCUCCUCUGCUGUUCUGGGUCAUCUGCGCAGUGGCAUCGGAGGAUGACUUCCGAGCCCAGCUUGCUCCCAGAGUCAAGCAGCUGGUACUGAACACCAUUUCGUCCCCUGUACAUUCAGUCGAGACGGUACAAGCGUUGCUACUGCUCUGCUUGUGGCCCUUCCGGGCAUCCUUUCGCAGUGACGAUCCCUCGUACUUCUACAGCGGCCUCGCAACGCAGAUAGGCAUGCUGCUCGGCCUUCAUCGUCCCGCUCAGACUCAUGCUUACCGGCACGAGUGGGACUCUCAUCCGGUCCCGGGCUUCAGAGUCAAGACUACCACCUGGCUUGCAUGCUUCGUGAUCAACCAUCAACUGGCUUACUUCAACGGAGUACCACCAUCUCUCGUUGCCGAUACCCAGCUACUCGCAAUGUUGAACGAGCCGACGGUCAAUCCGACUCUCGCACAGCUCUGUCGCAUUUACUGUCUCCUCGCACAGUCACUGAAGGAGAUCAGCUGUGACGGGGUCCAUCCAUCUGGGCUUCAAGAUCCCAGUACGCGUAUGCAGAUGAUCCAGCGCUUCACGGCGCAACUCACAGCCCUACGAACAACUCAUCUCGAGCCAAUGAAUGACAUGAUCAAGGUGGUAUUCCUGCAUGCCAGAAUUCAGGUGCAUUCCUUUGCCUUGCACGACGACAUGAGCCCGUCGCCCGAGCUGCGUGGAGUCCUAAUCGAUCUAGAGAAUGACUCCUGCGAUUUGAUAGACCUCUGUCACGACAUGAAUUUAGCUGUUGCACCGAAUCACUUCUGGCUAGCAGUCGCGUACUGCGGAUGCGUGAUAGUCAGAAUACUCCAGUCACCGCUUUGCACUCAGCGCGAAACGCUGGAAGACAAGUUCACAACGAUGCAGCAAGCCCUCCGCAGUGUUGCAGCCUCGAACGACGACAUGUCCAUCAAAGCUGUUCUGGUGCUCCAGGCGCUACGCGUUUUCAAGGACAUCAAACAGACUCCACCCAUCUUGUCACGUAUGUCUGCUUGGAUCUCGUAUGAUUGCAGGCGGAUCUACUGGGAGAAUUGGACACGAAAUGGCUUCGGUCAGCAUCCCAUCGCUGGGAGACCGAGCAUUGAGCUUGUUCAGGAGAUUCCAUUUUCAAAUUCAGCAUCGGUAACAGAAAAUGCUUUUGUUUGGCAAACAUAA
Messenger RNA from Zasmidium cellare ATCC 36951, 1212 nucleotides. RefSeq lists its product as uncharacterized. The record is from RefSeq and is a predicted model, not a curated record. Gene Ontology annotation, biological process: DNA-templated transcription; regulation of DNA-templated transcription. The transcript has a single exon. NCBI's taxonomy places the organism in Eukaryota, Fungi, Ascomycota, Dothideomycetes, Mycosphaerellales, Mycosphaerellaceae. Gene Ontology annotation, molecular function: transcription cis-regulatory region binding; zinc ion binding; DNA-binding transcription factor activity, RNA polymerase II-specific. Gene Ontology annotation, cellular component: nucleus. The coding region runs from base 1 to 1212 and encodes 403 amino acids.